AUGGAUGCCCAAGGGAGCUCUUCGAUAAGGGAAAAAUGUUCUCGAGAGUCAAUACCUUCGACCGGGCUCAGUAUCGUAUACGAGCCAGAGACCGAUGCCCCUAUAGUCGACAUUAUUAUGGUUCAUGGUCUGAAAGGCCACCCAUAUAAAACAUGGCGAUGCAAACAAAAUCCAGAGGGCGUGGAUAAACGUCCAGCGCAUCCCGAAAAAGAGGCACCGAAGCCGAGCACUUCGAAACGACUCGAGCUUAGACAAAAUCUCAGGGCGUUCUUGAAAAGCUCGUCAAGCAACAGCCGACAGGACAGUAGCCUCACCGAAUCUACGUGCAACAAUCUCCCAGCCCCAGACGUCGGCGAUUUGUCUGUUUUCUGGCCUGCUGACUUCCUCCCUCAAAUCUGCAAGAAGGCUCGGAUUCUGACAUUCGGUUAUGAUACCAAGAUAACCAAGUUUACCUCGGGCCCGACUAACACAAACAGUAUUUUCUCUCAUGGGAAGGACUUUCUGUUCUCGCUGGGGCGCGAAUACGUGAAAGAUCGUCCCAUGAUAUUUAUCGCUCAUAGUCUCGGUGGAAUACUGGUGAAAGAAAUGCUCGCCCUAUCGUCAACCUCGGAUACUCUGACACACAAAGGUGUUAUCGAAUCAACUGCGGCUGUUAUCUUCCUUGGUACGCCCCAUCGAGGAAGUCCUGAACUAUCAGCUAUCGGCGAGUGGGCAAGAUCGAUGCUGAGUAGUCUGAAGUUCCAGACAACAUCGACGAUCUUGGACACCCUUGGUCUUAAGACAACAGACCUCGAACGCGCUCAUGAAGCGUUCUGCAGACUAUGGCAUCAGUAUGACUUCCAAGUGAAGACCUUUCAAGAAAGCUUUGGCCUUACUGGGAUUGAUCUGGGUGUCUUAGGAAAUAAGGUCGUGCCUCAUGAGUCGUCUUUGAUUGGGGAUCCAAGAGAACAUGCAGAGACUCUGCAGGCCAAUCAUAAACAAAUGAGUCGUUUCAGCAGUGCUCAGGAUCCGAACUAUAUCAAAGUUGCUGGGGAAAUCAAGGCAUUCUAUACCGCGAUCAAUAAUGCUCACACUCGGAACCAAUUCGUUGCGGAGCCUACUAAGGAUCUCAAUAGGGAAGCAGGGAAGAACGACGGAUCCUGUCCUGAAGAAGGUUCCCCGCAUUCCCUGGACCAGAAAGUACUGGAUGAUUUUCUUGCAGCACUGCGCUUCGAUGGGAUGAAUACUCGACGCGAGUCUAUCUUGGCCCCUGCCAUAAAUACUGGACACUGGCUAUUCCGAGACCGAACAUUCCAUCUUUGGACCACUACAACUGAUAUAAAUCAUCGUCUACUCUUCAUCAAAGGAAAGCCAGGGGCAGGCAAGUCAACCUUGAUGAAAGAGGCUGUACGGCAUAUACAAUGUGUUCAAAGAAGAGAUGGUAUCUGUGCUAGCUUCUUCGUCGAUGCUGGCGGUGAGCUUCUGCAACGGUGCCUAACUGGAAUGUUUCGGUCAUUGCUUUACCAACUUUUGUUGCAGAGCAGAAUAUGCAGCCCGGUUACCCAUAUGAACUUGGAGAGAGAGACCUUGAUCUGUAGCAUUAAGGAUACUAUUGAUAGUACCAUACUGCCUUCGGUAGAAUGGAGCGAGAGACUUUUACAAAAUUUGCUCGCCCAGACGCUUCAAUAUCUGGCAUCUCUCGGUACACCAGUGUUUAUCUUUGUGGAUGCACUUGACGAAUUAAGUACCGAGAUGCAGCGACAGCAAGUUGACUUCUGGAGUCUCCAGCAACUAUACUUUCAGGGGCCAAGGAUCUGCUUAUCUUGCAGACAUUUUCCAAAUAUCGCCGUUGCUGGCUGUUUGGAGAUGGCCUUGGAUGUGUACAAUCAGAACGAUAUCCUGAAUUACAUCACGCAGCGACUCAAUGCGCGAAUCUCUAUACUUGAAGAACACUGGAGGAAAGCGCUCACGGAAAAGAUUCACACUAUGUCCUCAGGGGUUUUCCUCUGGGUCGUCUUGGUGGUGGAUGAAACUCUAGCCAGUUAUGAUAAUGGCACCAGUUUACCUGGGCUCAUCCGACGCGUCGAAGAAAUGCCAACGGAGCUCGAGAUGUUGUAUGAAAAGAUGUUAGCAUUCACCGCAUUAGGGGAUCCUUUGGUAAUUGGAAAGAUGUUUCAAUGGGUACUGGCAGCAAACAGACCGUUGCGUCUUGAUGAGUGGCAUCACAUACUCGCAUUUAUCCAACCAUCGAAACCAGCCUCGCUGGCAAAAUGGCGAAAAUCAGAGUCUUACACUGAGAACGACUAUCAGCUUGAAAGGAAGAUCAGAACCUUAUCGAGAGGUUUGCUGGAGGUCAGCAACAAGCAGCACGAUGUCUUAGCGGACAAGAAUGGCGAAGUGUCAUCUAUAAAUGCUGGCGUUGGAUCUCUGGACCAUGAAGAGGGUUCAGCACGCGUAGUGCGUGUUAUUCACCAGUCUGUUUACGACUUCUUCAUACACAAAGGAGGAUUCCGGAACUUGGGCUUGGAAAGCGCUAACCCUCUUGCGGAUUGCCAUUGCACCAUUGCAAAUACCUGCAUCGACUACUUGUUUAUCCCUGAGCUGGUUGAAUACGUUGUUGCUCGACAACGAGUAAACAUGGCGAGUCUAAUCAGUGCCUCAUUAUGCUCGGAGAACUCUUUUAAAACUGAAGAACCUCCAAAGGGAGAAGCUCAGCGAAAGAGUCGUGGGUUGAGACAUACCUUUGAAGGCUUGGACGCAUUGCGCCCCUGGAAGUCUUUUGAGGUCGUUGAGAACUGGCUGGCUGGAGGAGCUUUAUCCUCAUAUACAGGUUCCAUCACCGGUUCUGCAAAACAUUCUGUCUCGCGCGAGUCACUUGUCGCUGCAUCCCAGGUUCUGGACGACUACCCAGCUUUACUCGUAUAUGCCAUCACUGACGUAAUGCUACAUAUCGAACUCGCAGACCUGGACCUUAAUCCGACCAAGACGACGCAAAGCCUUAUCACGAGAUUGGGAGACGAUGCGAUAUGGAAACGUCUUCGAGCACUGCAGCAAGAAAAGCGCACGCGAAAAAGGACCGCUGAAUGGCUUGAAGCGGUCACUCAUAACCGGUUGCCCUCGCUCCCAAAGACGUACGCGCAAUUUCCAGCCCCGGCAAAUGGCCCGAGAAGUCCAAGAAGUAUCACGAGUUUUAGCUCGGCGAGUAGUUUUAGCCAUCAGAGCUGGAAGUCCCAUGCAGACAAGAAAGACUAA
Molecule: messenger RNA, 3231 nt
Organism: Fusarium redolens
Lineage: Eukaryota; Fungi; Ascomycota; Sordariomycetes; Hypocreales; Nectriaceae
Exons: 4
Coding region: 1-3231 (1076 amino acids)
Source: RefSeq, a predicted model, not a curated record